CCCGCAUAGCCCGCCGGAAGGGACUGCGGCUCGACAGCACCCACAAGUCCACGAAAACUUGGGGCCACAACAUAUCACAAUAUUAAUAAAUACUUUUGGUUGCUGCAUCAAUUCCAAUCCUGCCUGGGGCCCUCUUUUUCUUUCUUUGCACAAGUUACAAGUCGCACGCCCCUCCGACCAGCUGCUGUGCAUCUUGGAAGGGAUCAGCGCUGUCGUCUUAUUGUUUAUUCUUAUUUUUAUCUGUGUCCGGUUUCUCUUUGUUCUUCUUUUCUCUGAACGGUCCCCUUUUUGUUCUCUGUUGGCUGUCACAGCUACAUGGUCACUGAGCGCUGCGUCGCAUAUCUCGUCGGUUCAUGUCAUUAGACGCAUAGACGCAUAGACUUGCAUCAGCAUAGCGUUGGAAUUUGGCGUCAUAUGUCAUUGGGAAUCACUUUUGCCUGCAUCACUGAGCACUCGCCUGCUACCUGCGCCAAUGCUUGAAUGAGGACUCCUUCACCGAAACCGAGUCAUGCCGAACAGCAACGCAAGAAGAUGCUUCUGUCCAGCCGCGCCAGUCCCCCGAAACCACUGAGGUUCGGCGGUCCUGAUCGAUAUCUCUCCAUCAGACAUUUCCUCCCCUCCACCCCAAUCCCUUCGCCAUCUCUGCCGUCCAUCCUUCCACGUCACGGCAAGAAACCGCCAAAGCUCAACUCCCGCAAGAUUGUCCGCAGUCUGGUCUGGCUUGCAUUCAUCAUUGGCGUCUACUAUCUCGUCUCUUUCGGGCGGAGGAAAUCCCACAAGCUCGCCGAGCUGACCUUUCUGACCUCGCUGGGCAAGAUCUAUGAAAUUGUCGAAGCUUCGGAGCUGCCUGACCAUCCCACGCCGCUGGCUGUGACUGAUGCAAAGGGGAAGCACCACUGGACGAUAUCCAUCCCCCCAAACCUACCCUUCCCCCUUCCCUACACGGAAUAUGCCGACAUCUGCUCGCAAGUCGACGAGGUAGCUCGCCACGUUGCUGGCCCUCGCCAGAAGUCCCAGCCAAGUGACUACUACCGGGAUGACCCCAACUUCAUCGACGUCCAAGAGGCACAGGUUCUGCACUUCCUCCCCGCCGAAAUCCACCCGCUGCCUCGCGGGAACGAAAACAGUCUGCCCGUCUGCGAGAAGUCCCUGACCUACGUCCUCGAUGCCGCCGACGCGGGCCUCGGGUCCACCCUCCUCGGUCUGUGGCUAUCCUACGGCCUGUCUCGUCGUGAAGAUCGCGCCUUCUUCAUCGACGACACCCAAUUCCCUUACGGCAAAUACACCACCUUCUUCGCCUCAAAGCCCUCUCCGCCUUGCCGCCUACCUAGCCCCUCGCACCGUGUUCCGUGCCCACACCAGGCAAAACACCUCGUCGUGUCGGCUGCCACGACCAGUUGGAUUUUUGGGCAGUCCUUCCACGACCACUUCUCUCAAAGGGAGAUCUUUGAUAUGGCGAGGGAAGGGUACGAGGCACUCUUCAAGCUUCGACCUCAAGACGAGCAAUAUGUACUCAAUCGCGUGGAAAAAUUCCGAAAGGACGUCGAUCCAAGCACCAUCCCCCCACCCAUUCCAGACGACGAACGCUUCGACGACGACGACAUGUAUGACGUCGCGCCCGAGAACGGCCUGGUGGGGAUCCAUAUUCGGCGCGGCGACCGGCACCCUUUCAGCCUGACAUACUCGCAGAACUACCUUCCCCCCGAAAUGUACAUGGCCACCGCCUUGAAGCUGGUGGGCCAAUCUUCACAGUGGAAAUUCCUUGUCGCCUCGGACGACGCGGACAUGUACGAUCACAUCGAUCUGCCCAACACGCUGCGGGCCCAAGAACGAAUUUCCCUCGCAUCCAAAAAGAAGCUGGCCAGCAUGGGCCAAGGAGGGGGCCUCGGCUGGGAAGGCGGGUUCUUCAAGGACGUCUUCUGGGGUUUGGGUUUGCCGGAGGACGUCAAGGAGCGGAAAAAAUGGGGCAGCCCGAUGCCCAUGAAGGCCAAGCACAGGUAUGGCGAGAAGGACGACGACGGACGGGAGAAGCGAGUCCAUCAUCACGGCGCCAAACAUUCGAGCGGGCCGCGGAAAGAUGGUGGCGAUGAUGAUGUUGCCGACGUGGCCCUCCUGGAACGUGAUUACCGGACACACCCAACCACAGAAGCCCUUCAGCUGAGAGAGCUCCUUGGUCGAGCGUACCUGUUGGACUUGGCCAUGUUGGCCCAGAGCGAUAAAGUGGUUUGCGGCGUGUCGGCCAAUGCAUGUCGCAUCCUGGCCGUGAUGCUGGGGUGGGAGAGGAGUUUUGAGAGGAGAGACUGGAAUAAUGUAGACGGAAGUUAUCAAUGGCGGGUUCUGGACUAUUGAACUCGAAUGUCCCGGAAGAAUGUCAUUGAUUAUCAAGCAAUCCACGAUCUGAGGGCCCUUCGCAGUGAAUAUUCCGAAUUUCCCAAAUGUUGGCAUAGCGCAAACCCAUGUAAAGAAACGACAAGGUCAAAUAUGAAGCGCUCUCGACCACGCAG
Molecule: messenger RNA, 2504 nt
Organism: Cladophialophora immunda
Lineage: Eukaryota; Fungi; Ascomycota; Eurotiomycetes; Chaetothyriales; Herpotrichiellaceae
Exons: 1
Coding region: 481-2349 (622 amino acids)
Biological process (GO): protein N-linked glycosylation
Molecular function (GO): alpha-(1->6)-fucosyltransferase activity
Source: RefSeq, a predicted model, not a curated record